AUGGUCGCCCGCCCCUUCCACUCGACGUCGUUCACCUCCGCCCCCGUCGUCGUCGAGGUCCCCCAGAUGGCCGAGUCCAUCACUGAGGGUACCCUGAAGCAGUUCAACAAGGAGGUCGGAGACUUUGUUAAGGCCGACGAGGAGAUUGCCACCAUUGAGACCGACAAGAUCGACGUUUCUGUCAACGCUCCCCAGUCCGGAAAGAUCCUGAAGUUCCUCGCCAACGAGGACGACACUGUCACCGUCGGCCAGGCCCUCGUCGAGCUUGAGCCCGGAGAGGCCCCCGAGGGUGCCGAGGAGUCGGCUGCCCCCGCCAAGGAGGAGAAGAAGGAGGAGGCCGCCCCCGCUAAGGAGGAGGAAGAAGGAGGAGAAGCCCGCCGCCCCCGCUCCCAAGAAGGAGUCCGCUCCUAA
Messenger RNA from Trichosporon asahii var. asahii CBS 2479, 411 nucleotides. Its product is annotated as dihydrolipoamide succinyltransferase. The record is from RefSeq and is a predicted model, not a curated record. Lineage: Eukaryota; Fungi; Basidiomycota; Tremellomycetes; Trichosporonales; Trichosporonaceae. Bases 1 to 411 code for a protein of 136 amino acids. The transcript is spliced from 2 exons.